Messenger RNA from Schistocerca serialis cubense, 6891 nucleotides. Its product is annotated as TBC1 domain family member 14-like. The record is from RefSeq and is a predicted model, not a curated record. The coding region runs from base 169 to 2706 and encodes 845 amino acids. Lineage: Eukaryota; Metazoa; Arthropoda; Insecta; Orthoptera; Acrididae. The transcript is spliced from 10 exons.
AUGGGUGUUGCGAGUGGAGGUUAAAGAACCCAUGUUUUGUUGUUGUUGUUCAUGAUGUUGUUAUAUUAUGCGCGCUGCCGUUUGUAAAUAUUAGAAACAAAAGAGAUUAAAUGACAAGCAAUAAUGUGAGAACGAAGGUUUUAUUUUACAAGCCUAUGAAGUGAUAAUAUGCCGUCUAAAUCCAUUCCGUUAACAAGUAGUAACGACAUAGGAUCGCAAAUUCGACAUAGUGUGACAUCCCGCGUCUUUACCGCCUGUGAUGUGCUACCUUGUUCUGCUGCGAGUUCUUCUAGGAAGGAAAGCAGUUUUGAUCCCCUGAAAAACUCUUUAGCGAAAAUGGACCAGUCCUUCCAAUAUGUUAACAAGGUGCUUCAUAAUGUCAGUGACAAUUCAAGAAGUCAGAGUCUGCCUGACUGUUUAGACACCGUAAAGAAACCUUCGUUUCUAACCCAGGACCACAAUCAUGUGAGCAGCGAAGUGCUCUCAUCUGAAAAUGCUAAUGUUGCUGCGAGUACAUUAAAGCCAGAUAUCCUAAAAUCGAAUGAAGCUUGGUUCAAGACUUGGCCAGAGAGAGGAACUGAAAAGAUUGGUGUCAGCACUACUACCGAGUCUCUCUCGCAGCCAGAGCAGCAAAACGAAAUCCUGCACACUGACGUGCCCAGUUCGAACAUCUCAACAGGUGAAGGAUCUGCAGUAGUUCGUAAGGAUAGAAACUGCCAGCACAGCGCUGUAACAACGUCCAGUGUCUUAUGUCUGGUACCUAAUGGCUGCAUUGAUAGUGUAGACAAUAUGCAUGAGAAUGUAAGCUGUCGAACAGUCCCUGUAACAAACGCAUAUUCCACUUUUUGUAGUGCAAACAGUUGUGAGAUUUCAGACGCAUGUGCAUCAACAGCAUCUGUUCCAUUAACACAAAUGUUGCAGUCUAUACCACUGGCAUAUAGUCCAGUAACUAGACAGUUGCAUAUAAUAUGUACAGGUGAAAGUCAAAAGAAAGAAAAUUAUGUUCACACUUCGCCCGUGAAACAGUGUUGUCAUUCAGAUUGUGAAGCUAACAUCUGCCGUCCAAAAACAGUGGCAGGAGGGUGUAAUUGUGAAACAAAAAUAAAAAAUGAACUUAAUGUGGAUCGUGAGGACACAGUAAGCUUUGAAUCACCAUGUAGUACUCUUCAACGGUUGGGAACGUACGAAAAUUGCCAGUCACAUACAGAUGCUAGUUCUUUUUCUAGUAUAGUUUCCAGUUUAAGUGACGCUUCGCCUUCUAUGAAUGAAGACAACAGUGCAGUGGACGAGGAAUCAAGAAUUCAUAGUGGAGCAGAUCACGAGAGUCUCAGUUCAAGUGAAUUAAGUGCGUGUGAAGAAACUGGCCCAGCAAAAUUCAAACGAAAGGGGAUUUCCAGCUUUUUUAGCAGGGGAGUUUUCUCCUGGCGACGAGACAGUGGUGGACAGGGUUGCAGUCACCCCGCGUGGCGCCUCUGGGGCUCUCGCACCUGUACCUCUGCCAGUGUUCCAGCAUCUGCAGUGGCUGCAUCAGCUGACGAAUCUCAGGGAGAUACGAAGCAGUUUACAGAUGUAAUUGCGAGCAGCUCAGCGUUGAUUCUGCAUAGGAGGCCAUCUAACUUGCCUGCAAAAUGUCCAGACGAAGAACAGAAACACAGGCAUGAGUACCAACGAAUGGUGGAAGCAGCAAGGAAGAAAGAGCUUAAAGAGGCGAAACUUCGUAAGAAGCAGCUUGCCCAGCAGCUGCGGCAGGAGGAACAGCUUGCACAUGCAGCCCGCACUUGGAGUUCAGAGAUUCUGCCAAAAUGGGAUCAUAUGAAAAAUUCAAGGAAGGCCAAAGAUCUGUGGUGGCAGGGGUUGCCUCCAUCUGUACGUGGUCGUGUAUGGCAGCUUGCAAUUGGAAACGAUCUAAACAUCACUCCAGAACUGUAUGAUAUAUGUGUUUCAAGGGCUCAGGAGAGACUCCGCGUAGUUUCUGAGGAAUUGCAGCAAGAAAAUCAGCAACAAGAUGUAAUAGAUGGAACAGAUAGUCCAGACAAGGAAUCUAGUGUUGAGCUUAUUCAACUGGACAUAUCACGCACAUUUCCAAACUUGUGUAUUUUCCAGAAAGGUGGUCCAUAUUAUGAUAUUUUGCAUAGUCUUCUUGGGGCCUAUGUUUGUUACCGUCCAGAUGUGGGAUAUGUCCAGGGAAUGUCUUUCAUAGCAGCCGUCCUGAUAUUAAAUAUGGAACCAGCCGAAGCAUUUAUCUGCUUUGCUAAUCUUCUCAAUCAGCCAUGUCACAUGGCUUUCUUCAGGCUUAAUCAAACUGUGAUGAAUGCAUAUUAUGCAGCAUAUGACUGUGUGUUCCAUGAGAACCUGCCAAGGCUGCAUGCACAUUUCUCAUCGGCUAAUUUAACAGCUGAUCUCUACCUCCUUGACUGGUUAUAUACUGUCUUUGCAAAAGCUAUGCCACUUGAUGUAGCGUGUCGUGUAUGGGAUGUCUUUCUGCGGGAUGGAGAAGAGUUUCUUUUCAAGACUGCACUAGGUGUUCUUCAUCUACAUCAAGAAACAUUAUUACAAUUGGAUUUUCUCCAUGGAGCUCAAUUUCUCACAAGAUUACCAGAGGACAUGUCAGCUGAUAGGUUAUUUCGAUCAAUAGAAUCAAUCCGCAUGUCUGUUGGGAAACUACGUUUCUCGGAGGUGCUUGCCUCCCAUAUAGAACCUAGCUGAGAUACACCAAGAUGGGCAUAUCAAAAAGUCAAAGUGGCAACCGUGGAAAUAAUGUUAUGACUGACAAGUUUCUUCAAGCAUUGGAAGUUUGUGAAACCUGUGUUCUGACCCACAGUUAGAUCUGGAUGCUAGUGGUAAUAAUAUGCCGCCUCUUUUAUAUAAUAUAUAUAUAUGUAUAAAUUGUAUUUUCACUCCAGAAACCUGCCCCUUCCAAGUGCUCCGUAUUCUGUUACCUUGUUUUUCACUUCUGCCCAUCCCGUGUGUGUUUCAUUUUUUCUCUGAAAACCAGGUAAAACAGAAGACAGUUCAUAUGUGAACUUCUGUAUGUGUACUUCUUGUAUCUUCUAUGCAUUUGUAUGAGUGGUGCUUGAUAUUUUUUGGUCUGUGCAGUGAUAGUUUGCUGACAGAUCUUAUGAAAUUUGUAGAUCAUACAUUGUUUGUUUCAAUUUUUACCACCUUGAUGUACAAAACUAGGUCUGUUAUACUUAAUUCAUUAAAAUUUGGGACAACUUGAGCGGUGAUACUUGCAAAUAACUUCAUUUGCCAUCCAUUAAGAAAUAAAUGGGAAAUUAUUAUUAAACCCAAGUGUGUUUAUUUGGGAGAAGAAUAAUGUUUUAAAUAGUUGUAGAACCACAACAGUGUGUAAAAUAUGUUUAUAUUAUUACAAGAUGUCUUUACUGUUAUUAACCCAAAGAGAAAAAUAUCUUCAGGGGGCUGUUGCAUUUUAUUGAAUAUAGACCAAUGACAACUUUUGUUGAAUAACUGAAUUGUGUUAAUAACAGGUGGUCUUAAAGUUGUUAGUCCUCAUAGUCGUAUAUGAAGUCAUCUGGGAAAACAAUAGUGAUGGGCUUCUUUAUGUUAGUGUUUUACAGUGCAAAAGGCAUCACUUACAUGUAUUGAUUUGCAAUGUGGGAUAUAAAGACCACUACAUUAUCUAAUACAUGUCUUGCAAUAUGAGACCAGCAUGUUGCAGUUUUGCCCCCUUCCCUCUUUCCUACUCCAGUCAUUUACUUCCACUACUAUAGUGAGGCAAGACAAAUCUAUAGGUCGUAUUUAUCUCAUGUUUUUUUAUGAAAAAAGGCUGUAGAGAAUUUUAUUGUAUUUAAUGUCUGAGACAACGAAUUAAGUGUAAUUAAAUUAUAUAAGAAUGUGACACUCCUGUGCAAGAUGUGCUGUAAUCUACUUCAUUUAUAUGUGGUGAUUUCAGAAUCAUCACAGAUUUUGUGUGUGUAAAAUCUUUUGUAUAUCUUAUGAUAUUGUACAAAGAAUUUAUUUUGUAUUAUAUUUGAACAUAAACAGCCACUUUGAUUUCCUGUGUGUGUGUGUGUGUGUGUGUGUGUGUGUGUGUGUGUGUGUAAAGCAUGUACAGUAUUUAUAUGAAAUUUUUGUCAAUAUAUGAGAUUUAUUUUGUUGUACAGUAAUAAGGGCAUUUGAAAUUUUUUGCUGUAGUUAAAAUUGAGGGCUCAGAGUGAUAAAAAACUAUUAAGUAUUUAUAUAUGUUUCUUUAUGAGAUAUGUUGUAUAAAAUGCAGAACAUUUAUGGUCUUGUGAAAGGAUGUCUUUGUUCCACAAAUCUGUCAAGAAUCUCUUAUUUUUAUUUGCCAUAUUGGUGAAUUAUUUCAUCCAACAUAAAAGCUUAUUUAUAUAUUUUAUUAGUCAGUUGAAAAUGUUGUUUUUCUCUGUAUGAAGCAGAGUGCUUCCAACAUGAGAAGCAGUGUUAAUAUAUUGUGUCAAUUGCUAAUGUUAACUGACUGUGAAUCUCUUUCUGAAGGUUGUGAAAUUUGACUCCAAAGUUGAAUUUGAAAUGUUAUCAAAUGUUUCAUAUGAUCUUUUGAUGCAUGAGUUCCAUAAAUAAAUGAAAUAUUGUCUACUGGCCUGUUGGAUUUAGGUAGUGAAAACAACACUUGAGUUUAAACUGUAUACAUUUAAAGUCACAUUUUGUGGCUGUUUUCUUUAUCCUGAUGCAUAAUGUAUUCAAUUUAUAUACUGAGUUUGAGAAGUCAGGAAACAAUCUGCAAUGUAAAAGCCAACAUCAUACAGUGCUUUGGUUUUCAAGCUUGCAACUCAGGAAUGUAUGCCAUUAUGUGCGUGGCACCAUAAAAUGGGGCCGGAAAAAAAUUGUUCAGUUAAAAAAUUGUAUUAAACUUAAAAUGGUGCCCUGAAUGAAAUAUGUACAGAAUCUUUGAUCUUUUAUUUUCAUUGAUAUAUAAGCAACAGAGAAUGGUCAACAGAUAGCAAAUGCCUUGGGCAAAAAUGCUCAUAGGUCAGCUGUUCCAAAAGUAAUUUUACGUCUGUCAGUUUCAAGUGUAAUGUCUUCAGUUCUGUAGCGUUGCACUUGGUGAAAACCUGGUAUGACCCAAUAAAUUCUAGGCAUUUAUUAGUGACUUCUUGUUGAUUUUUAGGGAAAUGCAUGUCAGGUGUAUUUGAAAGCAAACUGUUACAAAAUUUGAAUAAAAAUAAUUUCACAUGCUACCUGUGUGUUGUCCUGUUCAGUGAACUAAUUAUAAUUAUUUAUUUAUGCUAUCUUACAUUAAAAUUUUUGGCAUAACUUUUUAUUUUUAUUUAGAGUAUGACCAAAUCAGAGAAAAAUGAUUGUCAUGCUGAAAAGUCUGAAGUCAUUACACUCGUUACAUAUAUCAUGUUGUCAUUUAAUUGUAGCUAUACUGAUACAAUACUAAUAACCGGCAAAAUGUAAUUUAUUUGUACAUUUCUUGCUUGUACUCUACUGUACUAUGUUACCUAACUAAAUAUUACAGUGCCUUAACUAUGUAUGAAUGCUUCUUUAAAUCAUGUGUGUACUACAAAAAUGGCAUCAUUGUUAGCAGAAUUUAUUUUAUUAUUUUUGGCUGCAAAAAAUAGUGUGUGUGUGUGUGUGUGUGUGUGUGUGUGUGUGUGUGUGUGUGUGUGUGUGUGUGUGUGUGUGUGAGAGAGAGAGAGAGAGAGAGAGAGAGAGAGAGAGAGAGAGAGAGACUUGAACUAAAAAAAAAAGUAAUUUUGUCGUGGCUAUUGCUAUUUCCUUGACAGGUUAUGAAGAGGGCAUAACUUAUUGUGAACUACAAAACUAAGUGCACCUUAAGUAGAACAUGAAGUUAAACAUUUACAUAGAAAUUUGGAUGAGCUCUUUGACAGGGUAGCAGUGCGGUUAAGACAUAUUUUCUUGCAGGAUUCUGAUGAACUGAUAGAUAAACCUGAUUGACACGAUCAACCAGAGAUUGUUUUAAAGAGUUAUUCAUACUGGACAUGCUAUGAAAAGAUAAAGAUAAGGAGGUGAAUGUAGUGUGGACAAUGUCUUUCAUAAUAUUUUGAUUUCUUUCAUAGCUUUCUGCUGCCCAAAACUGAGUCAUGUUGUGUGGCCUUAAUCUUUAUUCAUCACUCUCAUAUUCUCUUGCAUUAAAGAAUAAUUUUCAAACAAGUGAGUCACUUUGCAACUGCCUCAAGGAGGAGGAGUAGUAGAAGAUGAAGACUAUUCAGUUUGUCCCAUACUUACACAUGAAUACACUUGGAGGUUGCUUCUGUCUUGGACAAAACAGUUUUAUUUUCACUGAAAUUUACUACUUUCACAUUGUCAUUGCAUAGUAACAUAUUGUGGAAGGCUCAUUCGUGUUGAAGUUUGCUACUGUCAUUGCAGCAUACCAUGUAUUGUACUUAGUCCCUGUAAUAUGUUGGAUGCAUAUGUAGAAAGAGGUUGUAACAUCUCAUAUGUACUGAAAAAAUUAAUUUCAUAGUAACUUUUUGAAACUAAAUAUGGUGUGAAAUCUAGCACUGCGAAACCUAUCAGUGACAAGGAUUUUGUGUAACCGGGCACCAGUGAAAUGAAGAACCCCUUAAAGUGAAUCCUCAUUGUUGCCUAGGUUACAUUCCGUAUGGUUAAGUGCUCAUAUGCCAAAAGACAAUGCUCUGUAAAACCAAAAGUAAAACGUUAUUGCUGGGCGAUUAACAAAAUUAGCGUUCUGAGGACCAACAUGAUACUCUUGAAUGGUAUGAUAGUCAAACUUCAUACAUCUCCUAAUAUUUGAAAAGGUUAAGCUUCAAUGUUUGGUCAGUAUAAGUAUCAUUAGAGAGAGAUGAAUAUUAGACAUGUUGCUCUGAAAAUUGUACACACAUUUACCUUCAUGGGGAUGUUGUUGAUUGUUGCUGACAUGUGUGAAUUGUAUUUAAGUGUUUUAAAAAAGUGUUUUAAAAAAGA